Molecule: messenger RNA, 1488 nt
Organism: Cornus florida
Lineage: Eukaryota; Viridiplantae; Streptophyta; Magnoliopsida; Cornales; Cornaceae
Product: disease resistance protein RFL1-like
Exons: 2
Coding region: 1-1488 (495 amino acids)
Molecular function (GO): ADP binding
Source: RefSeq, a predicted model, not a curated record
AUGGUAUUACAGAAAAUAUUUGACGGUUUGUCCGAAUCGAUUGGGCGAGAAAUUGAUUAUUUCCUUAAAUACAAGGAAAAUAUUGGGAAUUUGGAAGAAAAAGUAAACGAUCUUAAGGAUGAGAGGGAGACGGUCCAAGCAGCUGUUGAUAUAGCCAAGGCCAAUGGGAUGACCAUUAAGAAGGUUGCUGAGAAGCUUGGUAAGAAAAGGAAAGAGAUGGUGGACAGGGCUAUCAAACUAAAAGAGAAUCGCAAUAAGUUUGGCGAUGAAGUUGCGUACACAACUCUUCUCGAAGAUAUCUGGGACACAUCCAGCACAAGCUAUGAGCAUUUUGAAACCAGAAAAUUGGUUUUCGAGGAGAUCAUGGAGGCUUUGAGAGACGAUAGGAAUUCCAAAAUUGGGAUAUGUGGAAUGGCAGGUGUAGGAAAGACUACAAUGGUGGAGGAAGUCGGCAAACAAGUUGGAAAAGGUCCUUUUGAUGAGGUCGCAAUGGCAGUUUUCUCCCAGAAUCCAGAGCUGAAAAAAAUCCAAGAAAAACUCGCAGAUUGUUUAAAUCUGAAACUAGAAAAAAAGAGUGAAGAUGGGAGAGCGGGUGAACUAUGCAAUAGAUUGAAGAAUGGGAGAAAAAUCCUUGUAAUAUUGGAUGACGUUUGGGAUGACAAGAUUACAUUGAAGAAAAUAGGAAUUCCAAUAGAUACAGAUGAUAACAGUAUGGGUUGCAAAAUUUUGCUGACCUCUCGAAGACUAGAAGUGUGCAAAAAGAUGGGGUUUGACCAAACCUUCCAAAUUGGACUCCUUUCCGUAUAUGAAGCUUGGCACCUAUUCAAGAGAACGGUUGGAGAUUUUAUUGAAGCUGAUCCUGAAAUUCAUUUUAUAGCACAAGUGUGCAGAGAAUGUGAUCAUUUGCCAUUGGCAAUUUGUGCAGUUGGAGGAGCACUGAGCGGUUUGGAUGAUAAGUACAUAUGGAAUGAUGCACUUGAACAACUGAAAUACUGUCAAGGGUACAAAAUUGAUGGAGUGGACGAAAAGGUGUAUUCAUGCAUUGAGUGGAGCUACAGGUAUCUGAAGCGUGCAGAUGUGCAGUCAUGCUUUCUACAUUGCUCUUUGUUUCCUGAAGAUACUGAGAUUGCUAUUGACCUUUUGGUGCCUUUUGGAGUAGGAACGAAGUUUCUUGGAAGCACGGAUAGAGCAUCAAUGAAAAAAGCAAGAGAUAGAACACUAGUGAUAGUUGGUAUCCUCAAGAAUUCUAAUUUGUUGUUAGAAGGUAGAGAUGGAAACAAGGUCAAAAUGCAUGAUGUAGUUAGAGAUGUUGCCAUAUCAAUUGCAUCAAAAGAUAAGAAUGCAUUUCUAGUGCAAGAUGGUGUUGAUGUUUGGCCAGAUAAAGAUGAUUAUACAUGUUGCAAAGCAAUCUCAUUAAGGGCUUCUUGCAAUGUUCGUCGGCUUCCCGAUCAGUUAGAAUGUCCAGAACUACGCACCUUAGUAUUGUGA